AUGCAACGCUCGGCAGGCACUCCGGCGCAGCCCGCCGCCCCUUUCUUCUCGUCCAUCUUUGGCUUCGGCGGCGGCACCAACAGCAGCACGAGCAGCAGCAACAACAUCUCCCAAAACACCCCGCCAUCUCCCACUAGCAAAACCCAGCUACCGACGAGCUCGGGUGAGGACGUCCCCAGCGAAAACCCUCGGCAGCAUAAAACCCUGGUCAAGGAAAGAAAGCCCUCGAUAGGCCGCAAGUCGUCCUUUGUCUUCUUGUCAUCGUCGCCCGGCAAGAAGACCAGGCGCCGCGCCGAUUCGGCCGCCUCUUCCAACCUCGCAUCCCCAGUCGAUGGCGGCGGAGCUGCUGUCCCGAUUCCCCCGCGCCGCCCUUCAGCGAUCAAACUAGCUCCCGAAGAACCGGUACCCCCGCUGCCCGACAUAUCACCCAAAACGACAGACGGUUUCUCCAAGAUGCUCAGUCGCGGCGCCCCGACGCCAACAACCGGAUAUCCCGUCGGCACGGCUGGCUCGGGAGCCAUGCACAAUACGCACGAAGGCCGGAUCUACUGGUUCAACACGCUCCUCUUCGACAAGCCCGACCUCCAGCGCAUGCCCUACUUCGACCCGCGCAAGCUCGGCCGGCGCGCGACCAACUACCUCCUGCUGGGCAUCUCCCUGCCGGCCGUGAUCGACCUCAACUCGAGCACGCCGGUCGAGUUCCUCCGCUCGCUCAACACCCUCCUCGCCGAGUUCGACACCUUCCAGCAGAUCCACACCGAGAACGGCAUCGCCGCGAGCUCGCUCACCCGCACCCGCAUCCCGCAGAUGUUCCGCCGCGCCGCCGCCCCCGUCUCCAAAGGCCCGGGGCCUACCCCGGCCGACGCCCCGCCCGCGGGGGUCAUAUCUUUUGGCGCGUCCGAGGUCGACCUGCUCCCGGGGGAGGAGUACACGCACCUGCUGACGCCCACGCUGCCCUUCGACCCGGACUUCUUCGAGACCUUUGCCACGCUGUGCGACGUGCUGAUCGACACGUACGCGCGGCUGCUGAGCCUGCUGCCGACCCCGCGCGAGUGCGGCGGCGCCGUGCCCGAGCUCUUCGCCAAGGCCGACACCAAGAUCAAGAAGCUCUUCAUCCAGGGCGCCAUCCGCGAGUUCGAGGAGGCCGGCAGGGCCGGUAUCAAGGGCGAGGUCGCUAGCGUCGGAAAGGUGGUGCUAAGAAGGGAAAAGGAGAGGAGGAUGGUGGUUACCCCCCCGAAGGAAAGGCUGCUGGCGUUUGGACGGCUGGUCGGCGCAUGGAAGAUAUCCUAA
Messenger RNA from Thermothelomyces thermophilus ATCC 42464, 1290 nucleotides. RefSeq lists its product as uncharacterized. Lineage: Eukaryota; Fungi; Ascomycota; Sordariomycetes; Sordariales; Chaetomiaceae. The coding region runs from base 1 to 1290 and encodes 429 amino acids. The transcript is spliced from 6 exons. The record is from RefSeq and is a predicted model, not a curated record.